UCCUGCAGCCGGCGCCGCCGCCAGCUGAGCCCCCGCGCGCCCGGCCAGCCGGCCCGGAGCACCGAGCUCGCGGCACGAAGCCCCCCGGCACCCACGCCAUGAAGGAGGAGGCGUUUCUCCGGCGCCGCUUCUCACUGUGCCCGCCGUCCUCCGCCCCGCAGAAAACCGACCCGCGGAAGCUCACUCGGAACCUGCUCUUCGGCGGGGAGCACGAGUUCUACCCGCUCAGCCCAGGGAAGGACGUGGAGUCUAAUGGCCCAUUGCCGCCAAGGGAUGAGGGGCCCCCGACCCCAGGCUCCGCCACGAAGGUGCCACCGGCAGAGUUCAGGCUGUGCAAUGGGUCUGACAAGGAGUGUGUGUCCCCAACGGCCAGGGUCACCAAGAAGGAGACUCUCAAGGCGCAGAAGGAGAACUACCGGCAGGAGAAGAAGCGGGCCACGAAGCAGCUCUUCAGUGCCCUGACCGACCCCAGUGUGGUCAUCAUGGCUGACAGCCUGAAGAUCCGCGGGACCCUGAAGAGCUGGACCAAGCUGUGGUGUGUGCUGAAGCCGGGGGUGCUGCUCAUCUACAAGACGCCCAAGGUGGGCCAGUGGGUGGGCACGGUCCUGCUGCACUGCUGCGAGCUCAUCGAGCGGCCUUCCAAGAAGGACGGCUUCUGCUUCAAGCUCUUCCACCCGCUGGACCAGUCCGUCUGGGCCGUGAAGGGACCCAAAGGCGAGACUGUGGGCUCCAUCACCCAGCCCCUGCCCAGCAGCUACCUGAUCUUCAGGGCCGCCUCGGAGUCGGACGGCCGCUGCUGGCUGGACGCCCUGGAGCUGGCGCUGCGCUGCUCCAGCCUGCUGCGCCUGAGCACCUGCAAGCAGGGUCGCGACGGUGACCCGGGCUCCUCGCCAGACGCAUCGCCCUCGCCGCUCUACAGCCCGCCCGCCUCGGCCACCGGGCACCCGGACCAGGACCUGUUCCCGCUGAGCGGGUCUUGCGUGGACAACCACCUGGAGCACGAUGCGUUCUCGGAGAAGUCGGAGAGAGAGAACGCGGAGGAGUCGGACGCCGAGACCCGGGACCGCAGCCGGAGGACCCCCGGGAGCAGGAGCGACCAGGCGGCACGGAGGGGGACCACCUACGUGGAGCAGGGCCGCGAGGAGGAGCUCGGGGAGGGCCUGACCUCGGCCCCUCUGCUGCAGCUGGGCGAGGCGUCCCAGGUGGAGACCGUGUCGGAGGAGAACAGGAGCCUGGUGUGGGUUCUGCUGAAGCAGCUGCGGCCCGGCAUGGACCUGUCCCGUGUGGCGCUGCCCACCUUCGUGCUGGAGCCCCGCUCCUUCCUCAGCAAGCUCUCCGACUACUACUGCCACGCCGACCUGCUCUCCAGGGCCGCCCUGGAGGAGGACGCCUACAGCCGCAUGAAGCUCGUGCUGCGGUGGUACCUGUCCGGCUUCUACAAGAAGCCUAAGGGAAUCAAGAAGCCCUACAACCCCAUCCUGGGGGAGACCUUCCGCUGCUGCUGGUUCCACCCCCAGACCAACAGCCACACCUUCUACAUAGCAGAGCAGGUGUCCCACCACCCACCAGUGUCUGCCUUCCAUGUCAGCAACCGGAAGGACGGCUUCUGCAUUAGCGGCAGCAUCACGGCCAAGUCCAGGUUCUAUGGGAACUCACUGUCAGCUCUGCUGGACGGCAAGGCCACGCUCACCUUCCUGAACCGAGCGGAGGAUUACACCCUCACCAUGCCCUACGCCCACUGCAGAGGAAUCCUGUAUGGCACCAUGACCAUGGAGCUGGGCGGGAAAGUGACCAUCAAGUGUGAGAAGAACAACUUCCAAGCCGAGCUGGAAUUCAAGCUCAGGCCUUUCUUUGGGGGCAGCACAAGCAUCAAUCAGAUCUCAGGAAAGAUUGCAUCUGGAGGGGAAGUCCUGGCAACUCUCACUGGACACUGGGACAGUGACGUGUUUAUCAAGGAGGAGGGGAGCGGAAGCGCCGAGCUCUUCUGGACCCCGAGUGGAGAGGUCCGCGGGCAGAGGCUGAAACGGCGCACGGUGCGGUUUGAGGAGCAGACAGAGCUGGAGUCUGAGAGGCUCUGGCAGCACGUUACCAGGGCCAUUGGCGAGGGCGACCAGCACAAGGCCACACAGGAGAAAUUUGCACUGGAGGAGGCGCAGCGGCAGCGGGCCCAGAAGCGCCAGCAGAGCCUCACGCCCUGGGAGCCGCAGCUGUUCCGCCUGGACCCCGUCACCCAGGAGUGGCACUAUCAAUAUGAGAACCGCAGCCCCUGGGACCCUAUGAAGGACAUCACCCAGUUUGAGCAAGAUGGGAUCCUGCACACGCUGCAGCGGGAGACUAUGGCCUGCCAGACCACCCUCCUGGGCAGCCCGGGGUCCAGGCACGAGAGGCCUGGCCCAGAACAGUGUCUCCGCAAGGCCAGUGACCAGCCCUCCAGCCACAGCCAGGUCACCGAGAGCAGUGGCUCCACACCUGAGUCCUGCCCGGAGCUCUCAGACGAGGACGAGGAUGGUGACUUUGUUCCUGGCAGCGAGAGCCCAUGUCCCCGGUGCAGGAAGGAGGGGCAGCGGCUGCUGGCCGUGCACGAGGUCAUCCUGUCCAUCCGGGAGGCGCAGCAGGAGCUCCGCAGGUACCUCUCGGUCAUGCUGAGCUCUACGUCGCGGGCCAGGCAGGCUCCAGCCCCAGGCCUCCUGCAGAACCCCCGCUCCUGGUUCCUGCUCUGCGUGUUCCUGGCCUGUCAGCUGUGCAUUAACUACAUCCUCAAAUAAGAGCCCUCUGGGGGCAGCGUGGGUGUCGCCUGCAGAACUCCCGCCAGCCCAGGCACACAGCACUUUAAGCCUGUCCAUGGAGGCAGAGGGGCCCAGCAGGCACAGCCACUGUGACAGAGGGGCCUGGGUGCAGGAGGACAGCAGGAGGGACCUGGAGGCGGCAAGGUGCUGCAGGCCUGGCCAUGCCAGGCCACUUUUGGGAACACUGGCCUCUCCUGCAGGGCCCUCGCCCAGCACUGGCCUUAACGCUAAAGCCAAAUGCAGCUUCCGUUGUGUGACGUGCUCCCCCUCAUCCCCCUCAUCACUCCCAGUCCACCUCCAUGUGCCACAUGGGAUCCAUGGAUUCGGGGGAGGGAGGGCCUGCAGAGGCUUUGGACGGUCACCCCCAGCAACGGUGAGUGGGAAGGUUUGAGGAGCGAGCCCAGGAGUCCCCAGGCAUCCCCAGGGGCUCCCGCACCCUGAUGCACAGGCCUCAUUCCUGAGACCCUGCCAUUGUCACCAGGGUCACCCAGGAGGGGCCUCAGGUGGGCUCCAAAGGCAGGCUGGGGCUGCUCUGGGGAGGACAUUUUGGGUUUUUAUUCUGCCAUUGUGCUGUUUGGGUAAGAGCACAGCACGGUGGGUUCUGGAACCUCCCCAUCACCCACAGCCUGCUCGUGCGGCAGUGCUCCCACUCCGGACAGGUGGUCACGUGAGCACGGGGUGGCUGGGCUGGCCACACCCACUGGUCAGGGAGGCGCAAAUUGGCCACUUUGCUCAGACGAUGCACAGUCUUCCCAUUUUACACUUUUUAAUAAACGUAACUGCAAUAUUUCAGGCAGGUUGCGGGCAGCGGCAAGCCUGCAGCCCCUGGCCUGGGUCGCUGUGUCAGCACGUGCUCUGUCUGUGUGCCUGCGUGCGUGUGCUGCAUCCACACAUGUAUAUACACACGGAGCCUUAAACUACAAAGUGGUGGCGCCGUUGGAGCUGCAACUGAUCGUUUCACUUUCCAGUUUUUGUACCCAUGUUCUCGUCUCUCCCCUCUCCUCAAUUGGGGGAUGAGUCUAUGCUCCAUGCCUUGAAAUAA
Cynocephalus volans (Philippine flying lemur) is the source of this 3828-nucleotide messenger RNA. It is a transcript of the gene OSBPL5, whose product is annotated as oxysterol binding protein like 5. Gene Ontology annotation, cellular component: membrane; cytosol; intracellular membrane-bounded organelle. Lineage: Eukaryota; Metazoa; Chordata; Mammalia; Dermoptera; Cynocephalidae. The record is from RefSeq and is a predicted model, not a curated record. Gene Ontology annotation, molecular function: cholesterol binding. The coding region runs from base 99 to 2765 and encodes 888 amino acids. The transcript is spliced from 22 exons.